AAAGAAGUAGCUAGAGAGGUAGGCUAGUGAUUUGCAGCUAUAUAAAGAGUAGACAAUGAUCAAGUAAAUUAAGCAUCUACAAUCUAAUAUAAGUAUAUAAUGGCAGGGUUACCGGAUAAGCUGAUUGCGCAGGUGGCGUUUAAGGCCGGAGGCGACGUGUUUCAUCAUCUCAUGUCGAAGAACCCUAAACACUUUGCCACAGUCUGCUCUUCCAAAGUGAAGGCAUGCGAGGUCCAGCAAGGAGAGUUUGGAACUUGUGGUUCUGUUAUUCAGUGGAACUACGUGUUUGAGGGGAAAGAUCAAACCGCAAAACAAGUGAUAGAGGUAGAUGAGGUGAAGAAGCAAGUUACAUACAAAAUGAUCUCAGGAGAUUUGCUGGAGCUGUAUAAGAACAUGGUUAUAACCUAUCAUGUUGAGAGCAGAGGAGGAGUCGACUUCAUCACAUGGACCAUUGAUUAUGAGCUCAUCAAUGCCGAUACUCCGCACCCAACUUCGCUCUUGAACUUCUUCAUUGAGUUCACUAAGGAAACAGAGGCUCAUAUAUUCGGAUAAAUGUUAUAGUAUAUUACAUCAAUCCCUCAACUUAUUUUUCUUUAUUUAAUAAUCAUCUAUUAGCAUCUAUAGGUUUGAUGAUGGUGCUAAAAAAAGAUGCGUGUCUUGAGAAUAAACGAGGGAAUAUUGGUGAUGUUGUGAUUUUUCUUUAUGUUUAAUUCUAGCUAUUAAAAUUUCUCUUUCUAAUGUAUUUUUUUGAGUUAAUAUAUAAAAAUGUCCACUUUCAUAUUGUAAAA
Messenger RNA from Salvia miltiorrhiza (redroot sage), 788 nucleotides. Its product is annotated as MLP-like protein 34. The record is from RefSeq and is a predicted model, not a curated record. NCBI's taxonomy places the organism in Eukaryota, Viridiplantae, Streptophyta, Magnoliopsida, Lamiales, Lamiaceae. The transcript has 2 exons. Gene Ontology annotation, biological process: defense response. The coding region runs from base 100 to 552 and encodes 150 amino acids.